Molecule: messenger RNA, 2160 nt
Organism: Leptosia nina
Lineage: Eukaryota; Metazoa; Arthropoda; Insecta; Lepidoptera; Pieridae
Source: the annotation of a GenBank genome assembly
AUGAUAAUACCAAUGGACGGAUAUUGUUAUAAACAAAAUGUUAAAAUAAUUAGGAGUUUUGCCGAUUUAGCAACAAUCGCAUUACACAGGCGCAACGAGUUGGACAGUAGAAUAAAAACUUUUCUCGGAAAAUGUGACUUAUCCAUACAGAAUAUUGUCAAAUUGAAAUGCGAGGUCCAAGGACUGAUGAACAAACUGAACUGUGAGCCAUCUGAUCUAAAGCAAACUUUUCUGAAUUGCGCAAAAACUAUAGAUGAAUAUACAUAUUUAAUAACUGAUUUCAACAUUGCGAUUGAGAAUUUAGUUUUAGGAAAGGGAUCUGUUGAUUUGACACCAGUACUAGAUACAACAAAUAAAUUGAUCCCGAAACAAGUGAACCCUGUAAACAUAAUAGACAUGCUGACUGAACCUGUGCCGUCCACUUCAAACGCCUGCGUAAACAACUGCCAAGUACCAAAACCGAUAAAGAAAAGGAUACCCAAGGAGGAGCAGCUAUUAAUAUCCUUUUCAAGUUCUUCGUGCUCAGCGGAAAGUGUUCCAAUUAUUACUGAUAGCACCGCAGAACUUACUGACGGAGUUAAGGAUAUAAGUUUAGAUCCCAUAAUGGAACAAAUCAAGAACACUAAUAUACCGGCCCAGGUCAUGCUGCAAGUAGACAAACAGUAUCCCGGAGUCAUUCUCUAUGUUGACGGCAUAUCCUUCUGGAUGGCCACUGGGAGUAUUGACCAGACAUUUUUCUUACUCAACCAAAUGGCGAAGCACUAUAAGGACAAUUACGUGCAGUUGAGCCUUCGCCAUGUCACGGCGAUGACGUACUGUGCGCUGUUUGACGACGAAUGCCAUUUGUACUACAGAGCCUUGUUUCUUAAAUUAAUUGACAAUGAUACAAGCUUAGCUGAAGUGUUCUUGAUUGACCUCGGAGAGACGAGGCUGGUUCAUACAUGUCGCGUGCAGCCUCUUGCACCACAGUUCUGCAUACACGCGCCCUUGGCUCGGUGCUACCAUCUAGCCGGGGUGGAGCAUAUCGAUAACGAAGACGUGAUCAAACAAUUUGAACAAUUCAUGCUUCAGUACCUAGCAACGGACGUCAUCAUAACGAUCGAUGACAACACAUCGGAAUCUCUUGGUGUAUACGUCGAAGUGGUGAAGACCAGGGAGAUAAUUAACGACUUGGUAGUCGCUGCAGGGCUGGCUGUCAAAAUUGACAAGAACAGUGCUAAUAGUUCGCCGAGAAAGGGCAUUCCGGAAUUGUCGGAAAACAGUUACGACAUCGGCCAGGAUCCGGAAUACGAGGACCCUGUCUUAGCUGUUACGGGUUAUCAUAAUCGAGAUGAAGCUGACAUCUGUAAGCACUAUACGGGUGGACCGCAGAAGACUUGCUUCAAAGGAGCGCGGUGCCAGAAGAAACACAUUGUCAAACAUCCAGACGGCUGGACACUCGACCGCGUGACUGUACCGGGCAAGGUGAAUAGCUUGGCCCUCCCCUCCCCCGGCACUUGGCUCAGGGUUAUCGUUACCCACGUGGCUCACUUCAACCGCUUCUACGUGCACUUGGCAACCAAUAACGAGGAUGAUAAAGCGGAACAUCCAAAGUUUGGAGUAAUUCUACCGGCAACGACUUUACCCAGUUUGAUAAGAGAUAUGAACAGUCCGGCGACGAAGAUAUCGUACAAACCACUCGAGUUGGCGCCAGCGCCGGGCGAGUUAGUAGCAGCCUUAUAUCCCCCAGACGAGCAAUGGUACCGCGCAAGAGUUACGGACUACGAUAGGACGAUCCAAAGCGUGGAGGUCUUCUUCAUAGACUUUGGGAACACCCUUUGGGUGAAAGAGGACAAGAUUCGAUGCCUCGACACGCGGUUCUUGGUACUCCCCGCUCAAGCGAUGGCGUGCGUCUUGGGAAGGGUGAAGACGAUUAACAAAACAGUUUACCAGAUCAACACCUAUCUUGAGCCUGCUCGUGCGCAUCUCGAAAAGCUUAUACAGGACAGGAAGUUCGAAGCCUAUGUCACAUCGACAAACUACGAUAGCAUUACAGUGGACCUUUGCGAUGAGACCGGCCACAGUGUGGCGGACGCUCUCGCGAAGACCAAACUAGUCCAACUCUAUGACUACGUGACGGAAGAAGACACUACGGCCCAACAGAAGAUGGUCGUGCCAUGA